UCCGGUCAACAUCCCAAACGCGUGAAGCCAUGCCUCCUCAUUUCCCCAGCAAUCCUGACCACGGACCACAUGUGGCAAGGCCAUACCACAGGCACAAGUCGAUCCAUCGGCUUCUGGGUGGAGGCAAAGCUGCGGACAUUCUGCUGUGGAAGGACAGGAACUUAUCUGCUGGAGUUCUUGCUGGGGCCACGCUGAUAUGGUUCCUCUUCGACGUGGUUGAGUACAAUAUAGUUCCACUCCUUUGCCAGAUUGCCAUCUUCAAUAUGCUUGUGAUCUUCAUCGCUUCAAAUGCUGCACCACUCUUCGACAUAGACCCACCAAGGAUUCCACAAGUUGUCAUCUCUGAACAUACCUUCAGAGAAAUGGCCUUGACCAUUCGUUACAAAUUGACAAAUGCUGUAUCUCUUCUUUAUGAUAUCGCUUGUGGAAAGGAUCUGAAGAAAUUCCUACUGGUGGUAGGAUCCCUGCUGGUAUUGUCAGUGAUUGGAGGUUCUUGCAGCUUCACAAGCCUACUCUAUCUUGGAUUCUUGUGCGCCCUCACUUUGCCAGUGUUGUACCAACGAUACGAGCCAGAAAUGGACCAUCUCGUUGCAAGAGGUGGUGAAGACAUCAAGAAGUUCUAUGAGAAGAUCGAUGCCAAUUUGCUCAACAAAAUACCAAGAGGACCUGUCAAGACAAAAUUCAGAUAAACUAUUGCACGAAGCUGUCAGCAUAUAUUAACAAUCCCUCCCCAGUUACUGCCUUACUGGAGUAGAUUUCAAGAAAUAUGAACCAGCUCAAGUAACAGAAAUGAUUGCAUGAACCCAGUACUAGACAAGAAAAGGAGAUGAAACUCCAGCUAAGAGUUCAAACUUGACUGCUAGCGCACAGAGUAUGUACGGUACCUGUCAGCUAAGCAAUACAUAUGAGAAGAGCUCUUAUGCUAUAAUCUCAAACAAAGUAUUCUCUAUCAAGAA
This is a messenger RNA of Lolium rigidum, 956 nucleotides long. RefSeq names its product reticulon-like protein B2. The coding region runs from base 30 to 689 and encodes 219 amino acids. NCBI's taxonomy places the organism in Eukaryota, Viridiplantae, Streptophyta, Magnoliopsida, Poales, Poaceae. The record is from RefSeq and is a predicted model, not a curated record. The transcript has 5 exons.